UUCGCCGCAGAUUGUUAAUUAAGUUAACAUCGAUUUACAGUUUGUGAUUAAAAAAAAUCCAUAAACAAUUAAUAUAAAUUGAUUGAAGGGAAAUCUACUAAAAUGUGCAGGAUACUUGCCAUAACUGUUAUUUUAGGAUACGUUGCUGCAAAACAUGAAAGUAACAUAUAUAUUCCUCUGGUGAAGAUGCAAAGUGAUGAAAGUAGCGAGUCAGACUUUGAUAGAUCUUCUGACACAAAUGAAUACAUAGAGAAUUUUUUUGCCAACAUUUCAAACCGUCUAAAGUGUACAUGUGAUUCAAACAGGACAGACCUUGCCACAAAAACAGAUCUUGCGGAGUUAAAAAGAGACAUAAUUGCACAUAUUUCUGCUCUUAUGUUAAAUGUACAUAAACCAAAACCCAUUGACUGUGGAGAUAUUUACAAUGAAGGUCACAAUAAAACUGGUAUUUACACUAUUUACCCUACUUCCAAUAAGAAAGGCAUCUCAGUACGUUGCGAUAUGAACACAUCAGGUGGUGGAUGGACUGUUAUACAAAGGCGGGUUUCUAAAAGCGACUUUUAUAAGACAUGGGACGAAUAUGAGACUGGUUUUGGUAAUCUCAGAGAUAAUUUCUAUCUUGGGAACCGCUUUAUACAUGAGAUCACCAGCCAAGGCAAAUAUCAGCUUCGAGUUGAGCUUAUCAGCUUUCAAGGAGAAUCUGCAUUUGCAGAGUACAGUCAUUUUUUUAUUGGUGAUUCUGAAUCCAGUUACAAGCUGCAUGUUGACGGAUACUCUGGUACUGCAGGUGACGCUCUUGCGCGUCAUAAUGAAAUGAAGUUUUCUACAAAUGACAGAGACAACGACCUGUACAAAUCUAAUUGUGCAGUUGAGUUUCACGGUGCGUGGUGGUAUAGUGACUGUCAUCAUUCAAACCUAAAUGGACUGUAUGGUUCUAACGUCCGCGGAAAGGGUACAAACUGGUACCAGUGGAAAGGACCUUACACUUCGAUGGAAACCGUAGAAAUGAAAAUUCGUCGAAAGAAAUAGAUCUACAGGUUAUAAAUCUGUGUAUAUUUGAUAUUUGUGAAAUUAUAUCAUUACCUCCAGUGUACCAAAUACAACAAAUGAAAAAAAGCACAAUUUUGUUUGGAUUGCAAAAAGGAAUUUGUGUAGGUUAUUAUCCCCCGCCGAUGGAAUCGGGAGGGGGAUAUAGUUUUGGCGUUGUCCGUCCGUCCUUCCGUCCGUCCGUCCGUCCGAAUUUCGUUUCCGGAGUAGUUCUCUGCAACUAAUGGCUGGAAUUCAACGAAACUUUAUGGGAAUGUUGAUCAGCAUGUGAAGUUGUGCACCUGGGUAUUUUCGUCUGGAUAUUUUUAGUAUUUUUAGAGUAAUUGCCCUUGACUCAGUAAAAUUUUGUCCGAAUUUCG
Molecule: messenger RNA, 1406 nt
Organism: Ruditapes philippinarum (Manila clam)
Lineage: Eukaryota; Metazoa; Mollusca; Bivalvia; Venerida; Veneridae
Product: microfibril-associated glycoprotein 4-like
Exons: 1
Coding region: 103-1029 (308 amino acids)
Source: RefSeq, a predicted model, not a curated record